This is a messenger RNA of Engraulis encrasicolus (European anchovy), 8290 nucleotides long. RefSeq names its product voltage-dependent R-type calcium channel subunit alpha-1E (gene cacna1ea). The coding region runs from base 190 to 8082 and encodes 2630 amino acids. Gene Ontology annotation, biological process: calcium ion import across plasma membrane; chemical synaptic transmission. Gene Ontology annotation, molecular function: high voltage-gated calcium channel activity. The record is from RefSeq and is a predicted model, not a curated record. The transcript is spliced from 50 exons. Gene Ontology annotation, cellular component: neuronal cell body; voltage-gated calcium channel complex; membrane. NCBI's taxonomy places the organism in Eukaryota, Metazoa, Chordata, Actinopteri, Clupeiformes, Engraulidae.
GCGAUUCCGCAUCUCGCAACAAGACUUCAGUUCUUGUAGUCUGUUUUCUGGAAACACGUCGACACCAGCAAAGGAAACAUGGAAGUACACGCCAAAUAGGACCGUCACAUUUUUGAGCGAAGACGAACUACAGCCAUGGGAAGACACUCGGCACUUUUAGCAGCAUGCUGAGUGGCCACCUCUCCCAGGAUGCUGGAACUGGGCGCGUGUUCGGUGAGUGCGCAGGCCUCCCUGUCUGAACGCCAUGCCCACCACCUGCCCCCUCCGCCCCACCUUGCCUCCCACCUGCCCCCCGCCCCCUUGGCAUCCAUCCGCACGGGUGCCUGUCCUGGCACUGGUGUCCCCUCGCCGCGAUGCUACGUCCUGCCGCCCGAGGACGCCGAGACCUGGCACAAGCACCGCAGCGGAUUCGGCCUGGGGGGUGGCACCACGGGGGUUGGCACAGGGCUGGGUGGUGGCAUGGGGAUGGGACUGUCCUCGUCUCGAUCGGGCUCCCUCCUGGAGCCCCCCAGCCUGGCAGAGAGCCUGAUGUCCCCCAGCAGCAGUGGAGAGACCCUAUACAUGCCCCACGGUGGAGACACUAUAUACGGGACCCGCGCCGCCAUGCUGCCCACCUCUCUGGACCUGCUGUCUGUCACCGCAGCUGCUAUGGACGGAGCGUUAAUGGGGGGGCAUGGAACGCACACGGGCCUGGACCCCUCCCUCCCCAUCAGCCCCAACGUCAUCAAGCGCAGGAGGGGGGGUCUCAUCGAGCAGCGCGACAUCAUUAAGGCUCACCAGGCUCACAAGAUACAGAGCACCCCGCAGGCUCGGCGAAAGGAGUGGGAAAUGGCUCGGUUUGGAGAUGACGUUCCUGGGCUUUUGGGACCAGGGGAGGGACUCGGAGGCUCGGAACGCAACAGGAGCCGCGAUGGUGCGGCGGUUUCCACAGGUGGCAUCUCGCCUGCCUUCAAGCAGACCAAAGCCCAGCGAGCCCGCACCAUGGCCCUGUACAACCCCAUCCCCGUACGCCAGAAUUGCUUCACAGUCAACAGAUCACUCUUCAUCUUUGGCGAGGAUAACGUUGUUCGAAAAUACGCCAAGAAGAUCAUUGAGUGGCCUCCGUUUGAGUAUAUGAUCCUGGCGACCAUCAUAGCUAACUGCAUAGUGUUGGCUCUGGAGCAACAUCUACCAGGAGACGACAAAACACCCAUGUCCAAGAGACUGGAGAAGACGGAGCCCUACUUCAUUGGGAUGUUCUGUUUCGAGGCGGGCAUCAAGGUGGUGGCUCUGGGCUUCGUGUUCCACAAGGGAUCCUACCUCAGGAACGGCUGGAACGUCAUGGACUUCAUAGUGGUGCUCAGUGGGAUCCUGGCUACUGCAGGCGCUCAUAUGAACAUCCCAGUGGAUCUGCGGACGUUGAGGGCAGUGCGAGUUCUCCGUCCUCUGAAGCUCGUCUCAGGCAUCCCCAGCCUGCAGAUCGUGCUGAAGUCCAUCAUGAAGGCGAUGGUUCCUCUGCUGCAGAUCGGCCUGCUGCUCUUCUUCGCCAUUCUCAUGUUCGCCAUCAUCGGCCUCGAGUUUUACAGCGGACGCUUGCACAGCACCUGCGUCGCUCGACCUGAUAUCAAAGGUGAUGCAUCAGAUGUGGAGUACCCCUGUGGUUUCCGUCAGUGUCCCCCUGGGUACUACUGCAACACCACAGCCUGGAUCGGGCCCAAUGACGGCAUCACGCAGUUCGACAACAUCCUCUUUGCCAUCCUCACCGUGUUCCAGUGCAUCACUAUGGAGGGAUGGACCAACGUACUAUACAACGCCAACGAUGCCUUAAACCCCACCUGGAACUGGCUCUACUUCAUCCCCCUCAUCAUCAUCGGCUCCUUCUUCGUGCUCAACCUGGUCCUGGGAGUACUGUCAGGGGAGUUUGCGAAGGAGAGGGAGCGUGUGGAGAACAGGAGAGCCUUCAUGAAGCUCCGGCGGCAGCAGCAGAUCGAGAGGGAGCUCAACGGAUACAGAGCCUGGAUAGACCGAGCAGAGGAGGUCAUGCUGGCAGAGGAGAGUAAGAACUCAGGACCUUCUGCUCUGGAUGUGCUGAAGAGGGCCACCAUUAAGAAGAGAGGGGAGGCCAUCCACCGCCGGCCAGGAGAGGACCAGUACACAGACAUCUCCUCUGUGGGCAUGGCUCUGAACAGGGCAAGUAUCCGCAGUGCCAAGCGCGGCCCAACGGCGUAUUUCCGGCGUAAGGAGCGCAUGCUGCGUAUAUCUGUGCGGCGCAUGGUGAAGACGCAGAGCUUCUACUGGAUCGUGCUGGGACUGGUGGCCCUCAAUACACUCUGCGUGGCCAUCGUGCACCACAACCAGCCUGACUGGCUCUCCACAUUCCUCUAUUAUGCAGAGUUCCUGUUCCUGGGCCUGUUCCUCAUGGAGAUGUUCCUGAAGAUGUACGGCAUGGGGCCCCGCCUCUACUUCCACUCCUCAUUCAACUGUUUCGACUGUGGAGUGAUUGUGGGCAGCAUCUUAGAGGUCCUGUGGGGCUUCAUCAGGCCAGGCAUGUCGUUUGGCAUCAGCGUCCUGAGAGCUCUGCGCCUGCUCAGGAUCUUCAAGAUCACAAAGUACUGGGCAUCACUGCGUAACCUGGUGGUGUCCCUCAUGAACUCCAUGAAGUCCAUCAUCAGCCUCCUCUUCCUCCUCUUCCUCUUCAUCGUUGUCUUCGCCCUGCUCGGCAUGCAGCUCUUUGGUGGCAGGUUCAUCUUUGAAGACUACACUCCAACUAACUUCGACACAUUCCCCGCUGCCAUCAUGACUGUGUUUCAGAUCCUGACAGGAGAGGAUUGGAAUGAGGUGAUGUAUAAUGGCAUCCGGUCUCAGGGUGGAGUCAAAUCCGGCAUGUGGUCCUCCAUAUACUUCAUCGUGCUCACGCUGUUUGGAAACUAUACCCUCCUCAAUGUGUUCUUGGCCAUCGCUGUGGACAAUCUGGCUAAUGCUCAGGAGCUCACCAAGGAUGAAGAGGAGGCGGAGGCGGCGUUCAACCAGAAGCACGCUCUGCAGAAGGCCAAGGAGGUGGGGCCCAUGUCCUCCAUGAUGUCCUCAGACCGGAGGAGGAGGCCUUACCUGUACCGGCGCCGCGCCAUCCACCGCGGCCGUCCCGCCUUCUCAUUGGAGGAGGCCGAGCGGCUGGCGGGCAACCUCAGCACGCGGCCCUUCACCUCUACCACCUCUUUCAUGUCCAGGCGCGAGCGCCGGCGCCGAAUGACCAUGUCCGUGUGGGAGCAGCGCACCAGUCAGCUGCGGCGCCACCGCCAGACGUCCAGCCGCGAGGCCCUGAAGCCCGGCGACGACAACAACCAUCUCAGCGAGCCGCCACACCUGCGCUCCGGCCUGCUCUCCCCCGGAGGAGGGUCUCUGCGCCUGCCGCACCCGGUCAUAGCUCCCAUCGUGGCCGCCGGAGGCGUGGCGGAUAGCGGGGCCUCCAGCACGGCCGUUGCCGCAGCCGCCUCUAUGAACCUGGCACUGGGGGGAAACCCGCUAGCACUGCCCGAGCCUCCGCUGAGCGUUCCUGAACCACCGCUGCCCAUGGACCUGCCCUUACCUGUGUCAGUGCCCGACCCGCCGGUGGUGGUGGAUAUGUCUAGUCCUGAGAGAGGGGGUUCCGGGGAGGAGAGGCUGAGGGAGGAGGGGGAGGAUGGGGAUGAGAAGCAGGGGAAUGAGGGGGUAACUAACCACUGGCACCACCACCCCCCAGACAAACGGAGGGUGAACGGGCAGCUGAGGGAGAGGGCUAUCCGCAAGGCGCGCCCCCCCUCGGCUGACAUGCUGACCCCAGACAUGGGCAUGCUGGAGAGGAGGGCGCGGGAGAAGCAGGGGGAGAGGGCCAGGGAGGGCCGUAGUCGUAGCUAUAGCAACACCCGUAGUCGUAGUCGGUCCGUCAGCAGGGAGAGACGAGCGCAGGAUGCGGCAGCCGAGGAUAGGCAUCAUCAGGAUCACCAUGACAACAACUCCAACGAGCACAGCAGGCAGACGGAGCUCUCUGCCUUCCCCGACUUGCUGUCCACCACGCCUGAGUCCACUUCGCCCCGCAUCAGGAGGAAGGAGGAGUCCCCCCCUCCUGACCCCCUGCACCCCUCGCCUGACCCCUCGGAGAGCACCAAGGGUGGUAGCGGUGGGGGAGAGGGUGAGGGUCAGCAACCCUUAACGGACCCCCCUUCCCUGGGCCAGGACAUAGACAAGUCCCCCCUGGGCAGCAGCAUCAUCAUCGAGGUGACAGACACCCAGACGAACACGCUGUCUCUGGAGCUGACUGCCCUCACCGGUCCCAAUAAAGACGUGGAGUCUGCUGGUAAGCUGGGGAAGGAGGAAGAGGAGAGGGACAAAGCCCCCACUCCCAACAGCAUGUUCAUCUUCAAACCAAACAACCCUGUGCGGCGUGCGUGCCACUACAUAGUGAACCUGCGCUACUUUGAGAUGUGCAUCCUGCUGGUGAUCGCGGCCAGUAGUGUGGCCCUGGCAGCCGAGGACCCUGUGGCCGCAUACUCAGACUGGAACAAGGUGCUGCGGUACUUUGACUAUGUGUUCACUGGCGUGUUCACAUUUGAGAUGAUCAUCAAGAUGAUUGACCAGGGUCUGAUUCUCCACGAUCGCUCCUAUUUUCGAGAUCUGUGGAAUAUUCUCGACUUUGUUGUAGUUAUAGGAGCCCUGGUAGCCUUUGCUCUCACCAAUGUGAUGGGGAAUAAUAAAGGGAGGGAUAUUAAGACCAUCAAAUCAUUGCGAGUCCUUCGAGUCUUGAGACCUUUGAAGACAAUUAAGAGACUCCCUAAGCUAAAGGCAGUGUUUGACUGUGUGGUGAACUCUCUGAAGAACGUCUUCAACAUUCUGAUUGUCUACAAGCUCUUCAUGUUCAUCUUCGCCGUCAUCGCUGUGCAGCUCUUCAAGGGGAAAUUCUUCUACUGCACAGACAGCUCCAAGGACACUGAGAAGGACUGCAAGGGCUUCUACAUCGACUACGACAAGGACAAGAAGGAGGUGAAGGAGAGGAGGUGGAGGAGGCACGACUUCCACUAUGACAACGUGGUGUGGGCCCUCCUCACGCUCUUCACCGUCUCCACUGGGGAGGGCUGGCCACAGGUCCUGCAGCACUCUGUGGACGUGACGGAGGAGGAUCGUGGGCCCAGCCGUGGUAACCGGAUGGAGAUGUCCAUCUUCUACGUGGUCUACUUUGUGGUCUUCCCCUUCUUCUUCGUCAACAUCUUCGUGGCCCUCAUCAUCAUCACCUUCCAGGAGCAGGGAGACAAGAUGAUGGAGGAGUGCAGCUUGGAGAAGAACGAGCGGGCUUGCAUUGACUUUGCCAUCAGUGCCAAGCCCCUGACCCGGUACAUGCCCCAGAACCGCCAGACCUUCCAGUACCGCCUCUGGCACUUUGUGGUGUCUCCCUCCUUUGAGUACACCGUGCUGGCCAUGAUCGCACUCAACACCAUCGUGCUCAUGAUGAAGUAUUACUCAGCUCCUCCAGCCUAUGAGACGGUGUUGAAGCAUCUGAAUACGGCCUUCACCGUGCUCUUCUCCGUGGAGUGCGUACUGAAGAUCAUGGCCUUCGGAUUCCUGAACUACUUCCGGGAUACGUGGAACAUAUUCGACUUCAUCACUGUCCUGGGCAGUAUCACAGAAAUCGUGGUGGACCUGCAGGUAUACACUUCUGGAGCAGUGAACAUGAGUUUCCUGAAGUUGUUCCGAGCUGCCCGCCUCAUUAAGCUGCUCCGUCAGGGCUACACCAUCCGAAUCCUGCUCUGGACAUUCGUACAGUCCUUCAAGGCACUGCCGUAUGUGUGUUUGCUGAUCGCCAUGCUGUUCUUCAUAUAUGCCAUAAUUGGAAUGCAGGUGUUUGGGAACAUCCAGCUGAAAGAGGACAGUCACAUCAACCAGCACAACAACUUCAAGUCCUUCUUUGGAGCCCUGAUGCUCCUCUUCAGGAGUGCGACGGGUGAGUCAUGGCAGGAGAUCAUGCUUUCGUGUCUGGGAGGGCAGGACUGCGAGCCAGAUCCGUCCAAUCCCGCGCCAGCAUUGGCCACGGAGCACAAGGGGGGAUGUGGAACAGACUUCGCCUACUUCUACUUUGUGUCAUUCAUCUUCUUCAGCUCCUUCCUGAUGCUGAAUCUGUUUGUGGCGGUGAUCAUGGAUAACUUUGAGUACCUGACGAGGGACUCCUCCAUCCUGGGGCCCCAUCAUCUGGAUGAGUUUGUACGCAUCUGGGGGGAGUAUGACCGCGCCGCAUGUGGCAAGAUCCACUAUAGGGAGAUGUACAAAGUAGUGCGUGCUAUCUCCCCCCCUUUGGGCUUUGGAAAGAAUUGCCCCUACAGGGUGGCCUGCAAGCGUCUGGUGUUGAUGAACAUGCCUGUGGAUGGGGACAUGUCUGUCCACUUCACCUCUACUCUUAUCGCCCUCAUACGCACCGCCCUGGAGAUCAAGAUCGCACGAGGGGGAGAGGACAGGCAGCAGAUGGAUAUAGACCUUCAGAAGGAGAUCAGUGUCAUCUGGCCUCAUCUCUCCCAGAAGAACCUGGACCUGCUGGUGCCCAUUCAUAAAGCUAGUGACAUGACUAUCGGGAAGAUCUAUGCAGCCAUGAUGAUAAUGGACUACUACAAGCAGAGCAAAGCCAAGAAGCUACGGCAACAACUGGAGGAGAUGAAACACGCUCCUAUGUUCCAGAGAAUGGAUGCAUCCUCUCUGCCUGAGGACAUACUCAGCAACGUCAAGGCACUGCCCUUCCUCGCUCAGAGCACCGGCUCUGCCCUGGGUCACUUUGUGCCUCUGAGUCCGUUGUCUCCUCCUGAGCUCUUCAUGUCAGCCAUGCGGCGUCAGGAGCGGCGGCAGAGGCAGGAGGAGGAGGAAGAGGAGGAGGAGCCAGAGGAGUACCACCACCAUUACCACGGCAGCCAGAGACACACAGGAGUCCCGGAUAAGAAAGAGAAAGGCUCUAAGCCUGCUGUUAGCCCCACUAGCAAGCAGGAGUCUCCGCUCGAGGUGCCUGGUCGCGGCGUGUCCACCCGGGCCUCCUCGAUGCCGCGGCUCGCCAUAGAAUCACAGGUGCCGGUUGACAGCAGUCUGAUGAGGCGCUCCUUCUCCACCAUCGGGGACCAGUGUGUUAACGACCUGUGGCAGCAGGAGUACUCACUGGAGAGGAUCAGCCCUGACCAGAUACAGCACCGCCCACGCCAGCGCAGCUUCAGAGCUGUCAGGUCUAACAUCCGCGACGCGUCAGACAGAGAGAGGGGGCGCUCCAAGGAACGGCGUCACCUACUGUCCCCUGACGUGUCUCGCUGUAACUCUGAGGAGAGGAGCCAGCAUGCCUCACGCGAACGCCAGCAGUCUCGCUCUCCCAGCGAGGGACGACGUGCACGCUCACCCAUCAAACAGGGCGUCAACUCUUCAAGCCCCAACCCCCCCAGCUCGGAGAACAGCACCCCGCGCAACCGUCGCCAGCUGCCCCAGACCCCCUCCCGCUCGCGGCCCCACAUCUCCUACUCGCCCCUGGUGCCCCGGGCCCCUGUAACCCUGCCCCCCACCACCCCACCCCCUGCCUCCAGCUCUGCCACCACUGAGGUGCCCGCCAGGACUCCGCCAGAUACCGAGCCCAAGCCGGAGGAGCCGAGGCUGGGGUUCGUGUUCCCCCCAACACUGGAUGUGGAGGAAUCCAGGCUGGAGGCAGUGCUGGGUCCGGAGGAGCCCAGAGUGGGUGCUGUGUUUGCGGGCUGCAGUGUGGUGUCUCCCCUGGGUGUGAGGGCAUCCCUUGGACCAGUGGCCACCUGCCCGUUGCACGGCUCCCCUCAGCGCUACAUCUCUGAGCCCCACCUGGCUCUCCACGAGGACAUGCAGAACCUGGAUGCAGUCACCACCACCUCGUCCUCCACCUCCGCGGGUGGCAAGGAGGAGACUCUGACCUUCGAGGUUGCCAUGGCCGCCAGCCUGGGUCAUCGUACCAACGCGGUAAGCUCCGCCCCUCAGCUGCGCCACACCUGGCAGGUGCCCAACGGCCACUUCCGCAAGCGCCUUGGCCCCUCCUCCAGUGCCGCCGCCGAGCUGCUUAGCGACACAGACGAGGACGACCGCUGCUAGGCAUGAUGGGAAAGCUGUGUUUGGCUCUGGAGGACUAAAAGGGGACGGGCGAGAGACAAGAGUCAUUGGUGGACCCUGGACAUGGUGGCGAGAGACAACAAUCAUAGGUUGACCCUGAACAUGGUGAUCAGAGAAGAAAGGAUAAAAGAUUAAGAAGUAAGGACACGCAAAUUGUGGGAGCAAUGGAGAAGAAGGGAGAAAUGGAGGU